UAUAAACAAAAAAUAAACAUUGUGAUCUUAUUCCUUUCAAAGGGAAGUAAUACGUAAAAAUAAAUAAAAUCAUGUCUGAAAACACUACCGAUGACAAAACCGCAGAUAAAGUUAACAACAACAUAUGUGAAAAUAUCGAAACAACUCCGGUACAAAAUGAACUUACUAACAGACUAAAAAAUCGAGUUAAAAAUUACAUCAAGAAGUUAGAAGACACUAGUUCCGUAACAACUAAAGAAGAGAGUGAGAGAGUAGAAAUAGAAACAUUCAAGCAACUCUACAAACCUAAAUUAGAGGGAAACCAAGAAACAUAUAAGAAAAUACCAAAGUUUUAUUUCAAACUUCCAAGAUCAGAUGAAGUGUUAGCACAGAAGUUGAGAGAAGAAACUCGAGCUCAGUUCUUGCAGAAGAAAAGCAAAGAAUUACUAGAUAAUAGUGAAUUGAAACAUUUAUGGAGUCUUUUGGAGAAAUCAAAUGGAAACUAUAGUCCUUCAAGUAAUGAUGAACUUACAAUAGACUACUUGCAGUUUAGAAAAAUUAGGGAUGAAGCUGGCCCUAAAUAUAGACCAUACUUUACAGCUGAAGUGUUUGGCCGAUUACAAGCAGCCGAGGGUGGUUUUGGCAAAGUCCGUGGUGUGUCAUUAUUCAAUUAUGUGAUGAGGCGAGUCUGGCUGCAGCAGACUAGGAUUGGUUUAUCCUUGUAUGAUGUUACAGGACAGGGAUAUCUGACUGAACAUGACUUAGAGAGUUACAUAGCAGAGUUAGUGCCGUCUCUAGCAGCACUAGAUGGUCUAGAUUCUUCAUUCAGUUCGUUCUACGUGUGCACCGCAGCUAGGAAGUUCUUGUUCUUCCUAGAUCCGUUGAGAGUGGGCAGAGUUAGGAUCAGAGAUGUGUUGAGUUGCUCGUUUCUGGAUGAUCUGUUGGAGUUACGUGAAGAAGACCUCCCAAUGGAAUUGCAAGAGCAGAAUUGGUUCAGUGCGGCGUCUGCUCUGCGCGUGUACGGACAAUACCUCAAUUUGGACAGAGACCAUAAUGGAAUGCUCAGUCUUAAUGAAUUAGCAGGAUAUGGUUCAGGUACACUGACACGUGCGUUCCUACAGCGUGUAUUCCAACAAUGCCUUACAUAUGAUGGGGAAAUGGAUUACAAGACCUAUCUGGAUCUAGUCCUAGCUCUGGAGAACAGGAAGCAGCCUGCAGCACUCGCGUACCUCUUUAGAGUACUAGAUAUCAACUCGCAAGGGUAUCUUGAUGCGUUUACUUUGAAUUAUUUCUUUAAGGCAAUACAAGAGCAGAUGGUAGCGCACGGCGCUGAACCCGUCAACUUCGACGACGUGAAGGACGAGAUCUUCGACAUGAUCCGACCUGAACAUCCCUCCAGGAUCACCCUCCAGGACCUGGUGAGGAGCGGCCACGGCCACACUGCGGUCUCCAUACUGCUGGAGCUGCACGGCUUCUGGGCUUACGAGAACAGGGAGGCGCUGGCAGCUGCUGGCGACCACAGCUGACAGAUGCACUUCGGCGACAAGAAGUUCGAUAUACCCUCAUUGUGAGAGCUCCGCAGCUUGGAAUGUCCCCUACUCUGGAUACGUUUGAGACACGAUUAUAAGGUGUUUAGUCAACUUGAUUUUUUGAAAGGAAAUGUAUAAGAAUGUAAAGAAAAGGAGACGAUAAAUAGGUAUUCCUCAAUCUGAGAGUCCCCUACCCUGUCGAUGGAAAUUAGUUAGGUAAUUUCGCUAUUAUGGCGAAUUUAAGUGGCCAUCUGAUUGUCACCUUUAAAUACAUAUUUAAAUCUGACAGGGGAGGGGACCGGAAGAGGAAUGACAAUUAAUUAAAAUAUAUGAUGUAGAAAUUAAUGAAAAUGCUGUUUUUGGUUAAACCAUUUAUUGAUGAAACAAUAUUAUAAUAUUAAACAUUGUAAAUAACAUUUGUGUGGUUUGUAAUGUAAAAUUAUUUUGUACUCAAAUAUACGUAUUUUCACUAAA
Messenger RNA from Papilio polytes (common Mormon), 1982 nucleotides. RefSeq names its product serine/threonine-protein phosphatase 2A regulatory subunit B'' subunit gamma-like. The coding region runs from base 72 to 1505 and encodes 477 amino acids. The transcript has 7 exons. Lineage: Eukaryota; Metazoa; Arthropoda; Insecta; Lepidoptera; Papilionidae. Gene Ontology annotation, biological process: microtubule cytoskeleton organization; regulation of dephosphorylation; positive regulation of B cell differentiation. Gene Ontology annotation, cellular component: centrosome; spindle. The record is from RefSeq and is a predicted model, not a curated record.